Syngnathoides biaculeatus (alligator pipefish) is the source of this 5891-nucleotide messenger RNA. RefSeq names its product LIF receptor subunit alpha a (gene lifra). Gene Ontology annotation, cellular component: signaling receptor complex; external side of plasma membrane. The transcript is spliced from 18 exons. Lineage: Eukaryota; Metazoa; Chordata; Actinopteri; Syngnathiformes; Syngnathidae. Gene Ontology annotation, molecular function: cytokine receptor activity; cytokine binding. The coding region runs from base 218 to 3115 and encodes 965 amino acids. The record is from RefSeq and is a predicted model, not a curated record. Gene Ontology annotation, biological process: cytokine-mediated signaling pathway.
CGGUUUCCAAGUCAUCCCGACCGACGCUGUGCUUCGAUCCAUUGGGAUCGGAUUUGCCCAAACGGCGGCGCCCGCGACUGGAACGCGUCAAAUAACGACGUCAAUCGUUUACUCGCCGGAUUACGUGAUUCAAGACAUCAUAAAGGACUACACAUAAGGGUGCUCGGCCAACAGCAUGGUGCUGCUGUAGCGGAAAGGACACAUCCAGUCACUCGCCAUGCCUCAAUUACAAUCCAGCUGCCGGCCCGUCUGGCUCAUCUGUUGUCUUAUUUCAGUGGUACACGCUCAUACUCUAAAUGACCUGAGCGCACCUCAGCAGGUGAGCCUGACGCGGGACAUGCGCACGCAGCAAAUAUUCGUCUCCUGGCUGGGAGGCAGCGUCACAACGUUUGACGUCAUGAUCCUGAGGACGGAACUCAAUGAAACAGUCUUCCACGACACGCUGCACGUGCCUCUCAACCAGACAACUGGCCGGUACGAGUGGAACUGGACCUCAGCGGAACCGCUGGAAUGUACCUCAUUGUCUGUCCAAAUCCGUUCCAGAGAGGGCACAGCGAGCAGUGAAUGGAGCAGCACGCAGAUCCUCCAAGGAAGCGAUCUGCCUACGAAUGUGAACUUCCAGUUGUACCCCCAGGACAAAAUUGUGCCUGUAGGGGGCAGCACCACCUUCUGUUGCAUCGUGGCAGAAGGGCGGCUUUUCGGUUCGAUCCAUUACGGCGGCGCGGCCGUGAACGCCACACGGCUGAGUCGCCGGAGUUACGCCAUCACCGUGACUCACCGGGCUCCAUCCAACAGAACGGGCACCAAUAUCAUCUGCCAGGACAGCGUCGAACUGAACAAACUGUCCGGAGCGGUGGUAUUUGUUGGAUAUCCUCCUCUCUUCAGCGACUUUCAGUGCGAGACUCGCGAUUUGAAGUCAGCCGAGUGCCAGUGGAAAGAAGCGCGAGACACAGGACUGUACGGCAAACGGAGAACCGUCUACUCCCUGAACAAUAGGAAAUGCACUGACGGCACUCUGGAUGAAAAGCUCUGGAAAUGUAGCGCGGCGCAGUGGGAGGGUAACUGGACGCUGGAAGCUGCGAAUCCUCUGGGCGAGUACAGCGCGUCGGAUUCAGCUGAGAUCCGAGACAGGGUGCGCCCUUUGGCGCCUUCCAACCUGAGCUGCGUUGUCAAUGCAUGGAAUGCCACCUUAGAGUGGAAGUGGGAAUAUGACGCCUAUACUUCCCUGGCGCUUGUGUGCCAGGUCGAGAUGAGCACUCAUGGCAUCAAAACAAAGCGGACCUUCACGGGCGUCGGUCUGAGGACGGUGCGGCUUUUGGAGCUUUAUCCCGAUGAGGAUUACGACGUUAGAGUGCGCUGUGGAGCGCAGCGGAAUUUCUGGAAGUGGGGAAACUGGAGCCAACCCCUUUCUAUCAAAACAAAUAUAGAUGUUCCAGAUCAGCCUGAUGUGUGGAUGCACAUCAACAGUGACAACACUGGUCAGAUCAUUUGGAAGCCACUGACGGCCCGAGAAAGCCACGGGCAGAUCACGUCUUUCGAGGUGACGCUCUGGAGCCCCCGGGAGAGCCUGCGGCACACCAAAACCCUUCCCGCCGACACUUUUGCGCUGCCAUUCAACCUCGCCGAAAUUUCCACCUUCACCCGUGACAACCGGCUCACGGCAGCCGUUGUUGCCAAAAACGCUGCUGGGCAUUCACUGCCCGCAAGUGUAAUCAUACCUCUGGAUGUCGCAGACAAGAGUCCUAUUGUUGAGUCCAAGGCGGUUUACGUGGAUGGAGGUUUCCCCCUGUUCUGGCAGGACGACGGCAACUCGAGCUGUGGUUAUGUCGUCGAGUGGCAAGACGCGCUCUGCCAACGAGACUGCGCCGUCGAGUGGGUCAAAUUCGCAGCGGGCAACGCAAACGCCACCAUUGAGUCAGCCAACUUCCAGCCAGGCGUGAGCUACAACAUCUCCCUGUUCAGCUGCUCCUCUGAGCUGCUGCGGCGCUGGCAGGGCUACAUGCAGGAGCUGGCACCCGCCGGGUCCGUACCCCACCUGUCAGUCAGUCAGCAGGACUCGGACGUUCUCUUGACGUGGGGAGCCGUGCCGGAGGUCAGCAGGAGAGGAUACAUCCGGGGCUACAACGUUUACCUCAGCAAUGACUCGCAGCUUGUCAAAUUAGGCAAUCUAUUGGGAGAGGGAAGCAGGAAAUACACAGUGAAGGGUCUCUCCGAAGGCCCCUAUAAAUUCACAGUCAAAGCCUACACCUCAGCAGGCGAGGACACGGGUGCCACCAACUCCAUCACAGUCGAGCUCUUCGCUGACUGGCUCAUCCUGGAAAUACUGGCAUCUAUGGGAGCGACGGCAUUAUUGCUCGCCAUUUUGACUUUCCUUUGCUAUAAGAAACGAAAAUGGGUAAAGACGGCCUUUUACCCAGACAUUCCUCAGCCGAAAUUGGACGACAGUUGGACCAGAACGCAAGGUCCCCUGGACGUGAGGCCAUCGCCUCACAACCUGGUCCAUGUGGUAGAAAAGCCCGAAUUGGUCGUCAUUCCCGAAGAGGACGAGGAUGAGGAGGAUCAGAUGAUCGGAGAUGAGCGAGCCGACGCAGACGAGCCGGCGUCUUUACGUUACUACAACCCGAUAGUUGACGAGCGCCCCAUCAGGCCGCGUUACCCUGAUUCCUCAGACUCGUCCGCCUCUUCAAUGGACUCCGGGCAGACCGACGUGACUUACACGGGGAUCCAAACUUCAGGCUCGUCUCUGGUCUUCCAGACGGAUCAACCGAGUUCCGUUGAGGUCGAAAUGGCCGCAAGCAAAGGCGGUUACCGGCCUCAGAUGCAACCCGCUGCACCGAGUGACGACGUGCGGCCGGUCACGCUGCGGUCUUUCCAAGAGCCUCGCGCCGCCUGCUCUGAAGGCUACAAACCCCAAAGCUCUUGGCAUUUUGAUUCGACUGGAGGGGCGGAGGAGCAGGAUUGCCUGGCACCCUGUUUGGGCUCACCCACCUCAGUGGCAUCCACCCAAUGCCUCCUCCCUGACGGCGAGUCAGAGGAGCGCGGGGAAGCAAAUGGUCCGCUCUCAAAUUCGACAGCAGGCUGGUUCACCAACCUGCUGUCCACUGCGAAACCAUGAUGUCCUCUCAUUCGAAGCUGCCCGCCCAGCGGGUUGCCCCCUAACACUUGUACGUUCAUUCGUGUUCCCGGUGACGUGAAGCAAACUGCUAAAGGCUUCACCCAUCCGGCUAAAAUGUAAUAGCUUCAUUUAAUGUAGCAGUUUGUACUCUGACGAAAAGCAAACACGAGACUCAAGUGUGAUUCCGCCAAUUUCCUCAUUAUGUGGCCAGGGGCAUUGAUUUACUCACGAUUCUCUCUUGAAAUGCACACGGCACUGCUUUCCGUCUCAACUCCACUGUGACUUUCAGCUUUACAGAUGCCACGUGUCGUGUGCUCGCGGUGCGUGUUAGCGGUAUCAGUCGUAAUGUAAAAAAAAAAUAUAUAUAUAUAUAUAUCCCGAGAGCAAAAAAUGAGGCAUCUAUAAUGUAUCCUGUAUGCAGUGUUGUUGUCUAAGUGGGCGACACUGGCAAUUUGAGCGGAGGCCACUAUUUGAGGAAAUAUGCUACGUGUAGUCGCUUUGUUCAUGACUGUGGGCAUUCAGCACUGGCACGUUGUUGUAUUCCACUGUUGGAGCUUUUUGUUUGUACUUUUUUUUUUUUUUUUUUUUAACUUGUGAAUAUAUAAACGGAGAACAAGCGUAUGGAAGUAGAUUAGUGCCACCAGGAUUUGAAUUUCAAAUGCAAAGUGAUCACAUUUUCAAUUGUCGUAUUUCAGUGUAACUUCAAUGUUAACAAUUCAACUGGCUACAAUUCGUUGUCUGAAAUUCAAGCGGCUACAAUUCGCUGUCUAAAAUUCACCGACUGUGCCACCAGGCAGGGUUACUUCAGGUCAGAAUCGAACACCCAGCCAAUCCAGGUUCACUUUCUUAGUAUGUGACGUCACGUGACUAAGAAAGCGUAACUGCGAUUGGGUGGCUGUUGGGUUCUGACCUGAAGUAACCCUGCCAGGUGGCACAGACGGUGAAUUUCAGACAGCAAAUCGUAGCAACUAUUGAAAAUGCGAUGACUUUACAUUUCAAAUUCAAUUCCUGGUGGCACUAAUCUACUUCCAUACCGGCUGCUCAGAAAAUGGAUGGAUGGAAAAUCAAAGUAAUUUUAAAAAACAUUUCCAUAGGUAUUUGUUGAAACGCUACAAAAGAGUAUCUUUUUUUUUUACGUUUAAUAGGAGUGAAACAUUUCCGUUGUCUUUUGAGUGGCUCCCUCAAGAGAUGAUGUUCUAUGCACUUUUGAAGUCAUUAUUUUACACACAUUCAGAAGGUGAUUCAUUUCACACCCUGGAAAUGUCUGGAUGAUGACACUGAUGAUAUAAGCUCGAACAUGAUUGCAGCGUCGUGUUCUGAACAAAUGCUGUCAUGUUACUUUUAAUUGUUUACAUUUUCCUGGUUUAAUCUGUAGAGUUUGUUUUUCUAAAUAUUUCACAGGCCAGUAUUUUGUUAUUACCGUCACAUUUAGAAUGUCACCUGUCAGGUAGUCAGAAGCUUUCCAUGCGUCGGCCGUUGUUUUCAUUUCAUGUUUAAUUGUAAUGUUUCCAGUCAUUUGUACCAUGUCACCUUUUACAGACUGCCUUGCUUUGAAAUCAAAUGUUAGACAUUGUGGAAAAUGACUAACUCAGCAACGUAUGAGACAUCACGAUCCCGGUUAUAGUAUAUUAUUGUUUUUAUAAAGGAAUCUUUUUUUUUUUAUUUCACUUGAGAAAUCUUUGCCGUCUCCGUAUUCCUCUCAUGUUCCGAUACCUUUCCACAAAUUGUGUGCUGCCUCAAUUAUCCAUUGAUAUUCAUUUGCGUUGCAUAGGAUUGGAUUUUUAUGCUCAUUUCAAAGUCAAUUUUCUCAGCGCCACCAGCCGACAAGCUUUAAGUAAUCCUACUGUAACGGGAGCGGUGGCAAGAAUAACGUGGUUGGAACUGGACGACUUUGCUGGUCGACUUCUCAGGCAGUCCUUUUUUAUUUUUAUUUUUUUUUUUUGACUACUGAGGAAAAAUUGUCAUCACAGAGCAGUGCUAUUUUUGUUUUGCAAGAAAUAUCGAUUGACUGGAUUCAAUCCAAAAGCUAGAGUGGAUGGUCAAAUGACUGUCCGAGCCGAUGUGAGAUCAUAUGAAAAACACGAUGGAGUUUUGAGGAAUUCAGCAUGGCUGCACGUUUUCAUUGAGGGAGGAUAUAUUACGAGAUGUUACGUUGAUUUAUGUCAACAGGUGAUGUUUUAUACUAAAUCAGAUGUGCUCUACAUAUAUCCUUUUUCACUCUUGGGAUGUUGUUCAUGGCUUCACUAACAGAUUUGAAUAUUUGUGUUAAUAGUAGUAUCGCGAUUCUGUCUUCCGGUGAGAGCGUCAUCUGCUUUCACAGCGUUUUGUCACUUUGCCAGAUGUUGAUGUGAUGACGUUGAAAGCAGAAAUCUGUGCUUGUGUAGACGAUGACAUCAGGGUUCGUUCGCUCGCUGCCUUGCACACGUCGCCCUCCCUGAUUUGUAAACGCAUGUUGAAUAUGCCAACAUCACAAAAUCACGACACCUUGUACAGCUUGAGCUCCUACGGCUUUAAAAACUAACACCGACUAACGCCGGGCAUGACUACAGUGUAUGACUAAAUGUGCACCUAUAAAUGCUGCUUGAAAUUUCAAAACCGUGCAGAGAAUAUCGUUGUCGUCGCCAUUUCGACUGUGGAGGGAAAUAAGCAGACAGGACAAGAAAUUGUGGAUUUCUUUUGAACCAAUGCUGAAUGUUAAUACCAAUAUACAAGUGAAAUAAUUCUCAUGUAAAACCAAUAAAGAACUCAUUUGUCUGGCAAGUAGUCUGUUAUCCUU